AUGACUAAUAAACCCAUCAUCACCAAAACCUUCACCGCAAAAUUCCACAACACCUCCAUUAGAUCCCAUGGCCACAUACACAAACCAAACCCAGGAGAAGAACUCCACAUCACAUUUAUAACUAAGGAUGGGGAACAGUUUACGUACGAAGUCGCUGAGGGUGAUAACAUAUUGGACAUUGCCCAGGCCCACAAUUUAGAUAUGGAGGGUGCCUGCGGUGGAUCGUGUGCCUGUUCCACUUGUCAUGUCAUUGUUGAUCCUGACUACUAUGAUUCUAUUCCUGAACCAGAUGAUGAUGAAAAUGAUAUGUUGGAUUUGGCAUUUGGAUUGACUGAAACCUCGAGAUUGGGUUGUCAAGUUAAAAUGACCAAAGAAUUGGAUGGGAUAAGAGUUGCCUUGCCUGCCAUGACAAGAAACUUGCAAAUAAAAGACAUGAAAUAG
Messenger RNA from Spathaspora passalidarum NRRL Y-27907, 441 nucleotides. It is a transcript of the gene YAH1, whose product is annotated as adrenodoxin. The record is from RefSeq and is a predicted model, not a curated record. Gene Ontology annotation, cellular component: mitochondrion. Gene Ontology annotation, molecular function: 2 iron, 2 sulfur cluster binding. Bases 1 to 441 code for a protein of 146 amino acids. NCBI's taxonomy places the organism in Eukaryota, Fungi, Ascomycota, Pichiomycetes, Serinales, Debaryomycetaceae. Gene Ontology annotation, biological process: P450-containing electron transport chain; positive regulation of oxidoreductase activity. The transcript has a single exon.